AUCAAUUCCAUCACUCAAAUUCCAGCUUUAACUUGUGCUUAAUUUCUCAAAAAAAAAAAAAAAACUUGUGUUUGAUUUAUUUUCAAAAGCAAUAAUGGCUUCAAACCGUUUACCAAGUGAGGUUAAGGGUGGCUAUUGGCUUGAAGACAGUGGUCUACAAGCCGAAGACAUCAACUCAACUCUUUUCACCCAUCUUUUUUGCGCCUUUGCCAACCUCGAUAAUACCGGAACUGACAUACUCACAAUUUCUCCAACAUGCUCCACCUUCCCCGAAAUCGUCCGAAAAAGGAACCCGUCGGUAAAAGUCCUCCUAUCCAUAGGUGGAGGGAACAUUGGGUCCAAAAAAUUCGACACCAUGGCCAGCAUGCCUAAACUCCGAGGUGACUUCAUCGAGUCCUCGAUAAGCCUUGCUACGACUCAUGGCUUCGAUGGCCUUGACUUGGACUGGGAGAAUCAGACCACGAUUAAUGAGAUGAACCAUAUGGCGACCCUCCUGUAUGAAUGGAAGGCCGCCAUAAACCGUAGGGCUCCACAUUUGCUCCUAACUGCGGCCCUUCGUUUUAAGCCAGUAGCAUAUACAGGAGUUCCUUUUCCUGUACAAGCUAUAAUCGACAACCUAGAUUGGGUUAAUGUCAUGGCUUAUGAUUUUUACUCUCCGGCUUGGCCCCCGCAGCCAGUUGUGACUAUGUUCCAUGCUCCGCUCUAUGAUCCAACGCGCAGCACUGUAAGCGGAAGUGAUGGGAUUACUGCUUGGAUUAACGCGGGUGUGCCUGCUAAAAAACUAGUCUUCGGCUUACCCUUUUACGGGUAUCAAUGGAAACUUCAAAAUGCUAACAAUCAUGGUAUUAGGGCACCAGCCAUUGUGGUAGAAAACCAAGAUCCUAAUGCGAGAACGUUUAAUCAGAUCCAUCAUUUCAUCGCUGGAAAUGGUGCAAUAACUGUGUAUGAUCCUGCUUACGUUGCUAAUUAUUGCUACGCCGGCACUGAUUGGAUUGAUUUUGAUGACCAAAAGACCAUUGCUAUUAAGGUUGCUUAUGCCAAGAAUAAGGCCUUGCUGCUCGGGUAUUUUUCUUGGUGUCUCCACCAAGACCGUAAUUGGGCUCUUUCUACCAUAGCUUCACAGACGUGGGAUGCAUAGCGAGCUAACUGUGACCUAGCAAUGGGAAGCUGUAUCGCAUCAGAUCGAUCAAUCAGUUUUCUUCUAUCAUCAGUAUUGUUUAAGAAAACAAAACCUAUCCUUGUUCGUUUGUGAAAUAAGUUUGCACCAAAUAAAAUAUUUGUAUAUAUAUGUGUGAAAUAAGUUUGCACCAAAUAAAAUAUCUGUAUAUAUAUGUGUGAAAAAAAGUGUGAGCAUGAUUGAUACAAGUGAGAGAAAUAAAUAUAUUGUGCGUGUGAAAUUAUAAGAGUGAUACAGUAUAUAUCAACUGUUGUAAUUCAUGUAUGGUUUGUUUUUAAUAAAAAUUGUGUUUUCGUGUA
This is a messenger RNA of Chenopodium quinoa (quinoa), 1476 nucleotides long. Its product is annotated as acidic mammalian chitinase-like. Bases 95 to 1138 code for a protein of 347 amino acids. Gene Ontology annotation, biological process: carbohydrate metabolic process; chitin catabolic process. The transcript is spliced from 2 exons. Gene Ontology annotation, cellular component: extracellular region. Lineage: Eukaryota; Viridiplantae; Streptophyta; Magnoliopsida; Caryophyllales; Amaranthaceae. Gene Ontology annotation, molecular function: chitin binding; chitinase activity. The record is from RefSeq and is a predicted model, not a curated record.